Messenger RNA from Gongylonema pulchrum, 333 nucleotides. The record is from the annotation of a GenBank genome assembly. Lineage: Eukaryota; Metazoa; Nematoda; Chromadorea; Rhabditida; Gongylonematidae.
AUGCUCGAGAAAUCUGUACAUCGCCAACAUCAUGCUCGAGAAAUCUGUACAUCGCCAACAUCGUUGAUUCCACUUGGUCAGUCAUCGGACGAUUCAUUUGUUAAUACACCAGCAACAAUUGUGCCACAUGAAACGAUGAACUUGAUCGAAUCUGGCGUAAUGUCCCGGCACCCCGCCGAUGCACCGGAAAUUCUGGAAGAUUUUCCGGAACGUCAUUCGGCAACAACAACAUCUGGUUUUGAUGCACCAAGCACAGCUCCGUCCAGAAUUUGCCGUCAGAGCAAUGAUGCGGAUGGUGAUCUCGUUUGCUAUAGAAAGGUUUUACAUUUUUAG